Messenger RNA from Ctenocephalides felis (cat flea), 6939 nucleotides. It is a transcript of the gene ldd, whose product is annotated as ATP-binding cassette sub-family A member 1. Lineage: Eukaryota; Metazoa; Arthropoda; Insecta; Siphonaptera; Pulicidae. The coding region runs from base 832 to 6846 and encodes 2004 amino acids. Gene Ontology annotation, cellular component: intracellular membrane-bounded organelle; membrane. The record is from RefSeq and is a predicted model, not a curated record. Gene Ontology annotation, molecular function: ABC-type transporter activity; ATP binding; lipid carrier activity. The transcript is spliced from 40 exons. Gene Ontology annotation, biological process: transmembrane transport; lipid transport.
GGGUAAUUAUGCUGAUUAUAAUUGCAAAUAGCAGUUGCAACUAUUAUUUCUUCGAUAAAUUUCAUGUAGGUAUAUAACUAUAGUCGAUCAUGGAUAGAAUCUAUAUUACAAGCGAAAAUUAGUAUUUGGCUUGCAGAUUUAUGUCUAUUUAACAUUGCCAUUUUUAAUGUUUAAUUGAUUAAUCGAAACACCACAAUAAGGAUGUUAUUGUAGAGAUAGAAGGUAGAUUUAAUUGUCUUUGUGUUUAUUACUAAAACUAGCAUAUCAAUAUGUAAAUCAGAUGCUGCGCUUAGUAAAACCACAUGUAGAAAUGCUUAGAAUCCUUAAUUAUUAACAUAAUCCAGUAACUAGCUUUUAGUUUUUGAUUAUCACAAAUAUUCAAGUGAAAGUAACACUGUAGUUUCAUAUUUGUUCAUUCAAAUAAACCGGUCAAAUUAGUUCACGGGGCGAAUAGAGAUGGCUCCACAAGUCACGUCAAACUCGAAAGUAAGUUCACAGUGGUUUUUAUUGUCAGAAAGUAAUUCUAGUUUGUUUGAUCAGGGGAGUUUAAUUCAUAGAUAAAUGGACAUAAAGUGUAGUUUUUCUAACAUAAUAUCUAUCAAAUAACUUGGUUUCGUUUAAAAAGAUGGAAAAUGAACAUUACAUUUCGAAGCAACAUUAUGAAAUGCAGAUGGAUGCAUCCGGGACAAGGGGACGCUUUCGUUGCUGUUUUUAUGGCCUAUCGCCGUCUUCAUCACUCUUUUCAUAAUUAGGCAAUCAGUCAACAUCUACAGGGUGCCAACAUGUCAAUUCAAAGCUCGAGCUUUGCCAAGUAUUGGUCUUUUACCAUUUAUGCAAUCUUACAUAUGUUCGGUGAAUGACAAUUGUGACCCUAUACGAAAAUAUGAAAGGAUACCUUCCUAUAAAACUGCUACAUUAACCCCUUUAUUGAGAAAAUUGCAGCCAAUUAUUACAAAUUCUACGAUUAUCGAAUCAGUAGCAGUUCUUCCAAAUGCAGCCCAAAUGUUGAAUGCAUUUUCACUUGCAUUAAAAGAUCCUGUCCUGAGAGAAAUUUUGAUCAAUGGUAUACCAAUAAAAGAAAUAUUUAUAAAUCCCGAAGAAGUAAAAAAAUCGAUUGUAGCAGAUUUUACUGAUUUCAAUGAGGAUCUAGUUAAUUUGGCGUUCAAUGGCUCUAUUAAAACUGAUCAUAUCACCGAGCUGUUAGGAGUUACAAAUGUUACACAAUUGGUUUGCGAUCCGGAGAAAAUUGAACGGUACAUUCGUCUUCCCACACGAGACGCUUAUUCGAGUAUAUCGCAGGUACUCUGCUCGCUCGAGGAGGAAACUCUGACUGAGCUGACGAAGAAAUUGGCAGCCAGUGCUGAUGUUGGGAAAAUUAUUAGAUUGGUAUUUGAGUCCAAUUUCAGCGGCAUUAUAAAACAAGUAGGCAUAGAACUUGAAGAUAUAACAACAAUAGCAGCUAAACUGCCAACUUUGAUCGAAAUUAUUCCUAGAUUCAGUGAUAUCUUCGAUGACAUGAAAAAUGUUAUUUCCAAGCCUCAAAAGUCUGCCACAAAAUCUAUCGAUACAGAAAAUUGGCUUCACGGGUCAAGUAAGAUGCUGUGUGGUCAUUCCGUAAUUGCAGAACAAGAUAAAAUUGGAGAAAUAAUCUCAAAGUUGAAGGAUAAGACUGAUUCUCAAAAAGAAAUUAAGCAACUUCCAGCAAGUUGCAGAUCUCUGUUUCGUAAUAUAACUUCUAUACCAAAUGGAAAAUUAAUUUGGUCUUACAUGAAACCUUUGAUUCGAGGAAAAAUUUUGUACACACCUAAUAAUGAAUUUACUAAAAAUCUUAUUGCAAACGCAAAUAAUACUUUUGUUGAAUUAAAUAAUGUUAAGGUAUUAGUGACUUCUAUAUAUGAUGGUUUGACCACUUUAAGUAAAUUUGCAUCAUCUGCUUCAAAUAUAGAGUCGAUUAUGGAAAUUCCAGUAGUUGCCAAAAUUUUUGGAAAUUCUACCAAUGGAAUAUCAUUCAAUGAUGUUGUUUCUUUCGUUCAAGGGGAUGGAAAGGAAUUAGGCAGAAUUUUGGGAGUGAUGACAAAUGUUUUGGACUGUGUUAGCGUUAAUAGAUAUGAAGGAGUUGAUGACGAGGAUGAAUUGGAAAAUCGAGCAGUCAAGCACAUGGCUGAUAAUGAAUUUCUUGCUGGUGUGGUAUUUUUGAAUUUAAACGACACAUCCAAGCCUUUAGAAGAAAUUAGUUACAAAAUACGAAUGGAUAUAGACAACGUACCCACAACAAGCAGACUUAGAAGUCAAUUUUGGUUUCCAGGACCCGAAUCCGAGUUUGAAUACCAAAGAUAUUACAGAGGUUUCAUACAGUUACAGGAUUCAAUUGACAAAGCAAUUAUAAAAUAUUUCACAUCAAAAUCUGAAACUGUUGAUGAAGAAAGUUCUACAAAAAGUUCUGAAGAUGCAGAAGAUGAGAAUAACCAAUUGGGUGGCACUUAUAUGCAAGAAAUGCCAUAUCCUUGUUGGAGAAAUGACCCAUUUCAAAAUGGUUUAUAUAUUUCGCAAGGACUUCAAGUUUGCUUUUUCUUUGCGUUUAUAAUGUCGGUAUCAUCAUCUGUUCGAUAUGCUGUAUGGGAAAGAGAAUCUGGAAAUGUUGAGUUAAUGAGAACCAUGGGCUUAAAAGUAUGGGCAAAUACUUUAUCCUGGUUUAUAACAACUGCCAUAGAAAUGACAAUAGUUAUAGGAAUAAUAGUAUUAAUACUCAAAAUAUGCAAUAUUCUUCCUAAUGCAAAUUGGAUUUUGCUUUUUAUUUAUUUCAUGUGCUAUGGAUUUGCGACCGUCAUGUUUUGUUAUAUGAUACAAUCAUUUUGCAAGGUAGCAAGUUUAGCAGCACUUGGGAGUAUCAUGUUUAAUUUCUUAACAUUUAUGCCGUAUAUAAUAGUGAUCGCUAUGGAUGCUGUACUUUCGAAUAAAAUGCAGAUGUUCUUACAAUUGAGCAUGUCGACAAGUUUUAGUUACGGUUGUUUGUUGAUUACAAGACUUGAAGCCCAAGGAACUGGUCUGACUUGGAACUCAAUUUGGGAGCCAAUUAUUCCAAAUGGAGCAUCAUUGUUGGCAACGGCCGCAAUGUUAAUUUUUGAUGCUCUUUUGUACUGUACCAUUGGAUUAGUUAUUGGAGCUUUCAAACCAAACAAACCUGCCUCAAACUGUGAUAGUGCGUCUGCAGACGCCAAUAAAUCUGGUGUGAAAUUGACUAAUAUUAGUAAAGUUUAUAAUAAAGGAAAAUCUGAUGAAAAAGUAGCUCUUUCUGACAUCACUAUUGAUUUGCCAGCUGGAAAAAUUACGGCGCUCUUGGGAGAAAAUGGAGCUGGAAAAACUACUUUGAUAAAAAUAUUAACGGGAACUAUUUCGAAAACCAGUGGUAAAUUAAAUAUUGGAAAAGGUGGAAAAAAUAUAGGAGUUUGUCCACAAAAUAACGUCCUAUUUGAUGUUUUAACACCGAUGGAACAUCUUGAAUUGUAUUCCAAGUUGAAAAUGGGAAACGCUGAGGUGGAAAAGGAUAUGAUUGAUAACAUGCUUUCUGCACUGGAUCUUGGACCAUUUGAAAACUAUUUCGCCAGAAACUUAUCAGAUGGAUUAAAACGCAGAUUAUGUGUAGCUAUCGCCUUUAUAGGGCACCCGAAAUUAAUUAUUCUCGAUGAACCGAGUAGUGGAGUCGAUCCGGUGGCGCGCAACGGUUUAUUAAAUUUAGUUGGUAAGUUGACCAGCCAAAAAUCUAAUGAAGUCCAAAGUACUGUCUUACUUACAACACAUCACAUGGAUGAAGCUGAUUUUAUAAGUGAUACACUUAUGAUUAUGAACAAGGGUAAGAUUUUAGCGUCAGGGACACCGAGGGAUUUGAAAAGAAAAUACUGUUAUUAUGUUCUAACAGUAAGAUUUUUCCAAAAACAUAGCGCAGAGGAAAAUCGUAAGGGAAAAUACAUGCAAGUACUUAGUCUUUUAAAAGAUGCCAUAAAUAAUGCAGAAAUAUUGGAGGAAGACCAGCAACAAGUAAAAAUCAAGUUGCCUUUAUGUGAUAACAAAGGAGAAAGCACAAACUUUCACAUGGCCUUAAAGUCUUUGGAAGAGAAAUAUUUGUCAAUGGGAAUUGAGAAGUUUUACCUAGAAGGAGGUGGAUUAAGCGACGUAGUAUCGGCUUUGUGUUAUGCGCCAACAGAAAAUGGAAUUGCUAAUGGUCACACUAAAGUAAAUUUAUCUACAGACACUUUAUACGAAAAUAAUGGAGAAUAUGUUAUAUGGGGCGUUAAGAACUCCAAAGACGACUUAAGUCAUUUACUGAACAUCAGCACGAGUCCUGAGGGUUUAUCGGCAACUUUCCUUCGUUUUAAAGCUCUGCUUACAAAACGAGCUUUUAACGUGACCAGGAAUCGCAGAACAUUGCUGGCUGUCCUGGUACUUCCUGCUCUUGUACAGGCUGUCGCCAUGGGAUUCUCUCUUAUUAAACCGCCUUUGGAGUUGGAGCAUCCUUUGAAGCUAUCAGGGGAUUUGUAUCCAGGAUUGCAAUUUAUAAGUACGAGCAAUAAAAUUAAUGGUUUUGCAAAAAAACUUGAAGAGGAUUUGUUUGCAAGAUCUCAGUUUACCAGGAAAAGUGUCGGAUACCAAAAUAUAACAUCAGAAUGCGAAUGCAACGAAGGUAAACAUGUAUGCUAUCCUCCUGUGGAAAUUUCUGGUUUUGAAUCAAAUAAUUACGAAAAUAUUAUAAAAAUUCCAAGUGCAGAACAAACAGUCCGAUGGAUUGUUGAUACGAACCAAUUGUUUAUUGAAAAAAGAUAUGGUGGUUGGUCUGUUGAAACUGAUCCAGAAUCGAAUGCAUUACCAGUUGUCUGGUAUAAUAACAAAGGAUACCAUUCGAUGCCAGGGUUACUAAAUACUUUGAACAACGUUUUGCUGAAUUUGUUUAACAGAAAUCAUAAAGAUUGGAACGCUACUAGAAUAAACACAUUUUCUCAUCCGCUUAGAUUGUCUAAGGAGCAGUUGGGGAAAUCUACUUUAUUACAUCAUGUAGCCGAUGCAGGUAUAUCACUUGUUAUUCUGGUUGGAUUCAGUUUGGUGACCGCUUCAGCAGUUUCUUAUUUAGUUCAAGAAAGAACAUCACAUGAAAAACGUUUACAAUUACUAAGUGGCGUCAGUCCAGUAUUAUAUUGGUUUACAGCUUUUAUUUGGGACUUACUGGUUUGUUUAGGAGUUAUAGCAAUUGCUGUUGCAAUAUUUCUCAUUUUUAAUAUCCCGGUAUUCACAGCCAAAGAAAAUUUAUCUGGUAUUACUUUGAUACUAUUUUUAUACUGUUAUGCUUGUCUUCCACUUAUGUACAUACUGGAAAAACUAUUUCAAAUUAAUAGUUUAGCUAACAUGAUACUGUUUUGCUGUAAUGUAUUUAUUGGAAUGAUAACUAUUUCCACAAUAUUGUUAAUGGAAGUUUUGGGAAAAACACAGGCUGUUGCUGAUGCAAAAGAAAUCCUGCAUUCAAUUUUUCUUAUUAUUCCACAAUUUGCAAUGGCUGAUGGGCUGAUUGAAAUAUCGAAGAAUUAUGUACAGGCUAUCCUGCUUCAACGAUUUUCAAUUGAUACGUACAUAUCUCCACUAUCUUGGCAAUUAAUGGGAAAUCAUUACUCAAUGUUAAUAAUUGUAGGUACUGUGCUAUUUAUUGUGAAUAUUCUUUUAGAGUAUCACUGGCUUCCUAGAAGAUUGAACACCAACAGAUCGUACGAAGAAGAACAUGAUAUUAAUGUCCAAAAGGAAAAAGUACGUGUUUGUGAAAGGACAGGGCCUUUAAGUGAAGCAGUUGCUAUUAAAGAUAUUUAUAAGAACUACGGAUUGCCUUGCAGUUCUCAAGUUGAGGCUGUUCGUGGUGUUAGUUUUGGGGUACCUCUUGGACAGUGCUUCGGUCUUCUUGGUAUCAAUGGUGCUGGUAAAUCUACAAUGUUCAAAAUGCUCAUUGGAGAACUACGACCAUCUCAAGGAGUUUUGGAAACUUAUGAAAAACACAACAGUGGAGUAAUAAGUUAUUGUCCUCAAAAUGAUGCAUUAGAUCCUCUCAUGACUCCAAAAGAGCACAUUAUAUUUUAUGCAAGGCUGAGAAGGAUACAAGAUGAGGAAUUGAUCAGUAAAAAUACAUUAAAAAAAUUCGGUCUUACUGAGUACCAAAAUGUGCAAAUCAAGUCUUUAAGUGGUGGAAAUAAAAGAAAAUUAAAUGCAGCAAUUUCUGUUGUGGGAAAUUCGAAAAUAAUAAUAAUGGAUGAACCAACAAGUGGAAUGGAUCCUAAUUCUCGGACUCAAUUAUUAGUCAAAUUAAAGAGUCUAGUUAAAACUGGUCGGAGUGUGUUGGUUACAUCCCAUAGCAUAUCAGACUGUGAAGCAAUAUGCAGCAGAGUGGCAAUUAUGGUUGCUGGAAAAUUAAUAGCAAUUGGAAAUCCACAUGAAUUAAAAACUAGAUUUUUCUCAGGCAAUGUGAUAUCCAUUCAUAUAAAUGAUUUGAGCAAAAUAAGUGAUAUCAAGACAGCAUUUUCUACAUCAAUAUCACAAGCACAAUUCUUAGGAAAUAACUAUCAUACAGUGCAUUAUUUGGUUCCAAAUGUUAAAAGUAUAAGUGAGUUAUUCUAUAUCAUGGCAGAGAUAUCUGAAAAGUAUGAUAUAGAUUACACGAUAGCACUACCUUCUUUAGAUAAUGUUUUUGUGAACUUAUGUAAAUCAGAAUCAAAACCUGAAAUCAAUGCAGAAAAGCCACUUAAUGGUUCAAUUGCACUACAAAACAUUACCAUAUCAAAUGGUAAUAGAACUGAAGAUAACAUAACUCAUCUAUAAGAAUUAUAUUAAGUUCUUUUUUAUUUAAAUUUAAGAAAACACUUUCAGUAACUAAUAACAGAAUGUAUUACUAAGUGAUAUUGUUUAUAAUGU